AUGUGGACACAGGCAAAACCACUUCUCGUCCUUAUUAACACGAUUCUGAUUUCUCAACUUGGUGGAGCUCGAUGGUUUCCCAAAACUCUGCCCUGUGAUGUAACUCGGAACUCGGAAAUGGCCCAGGUAACCGUAGACUGCACAGACAAGCAUUUGACGGAAAUCCCUGGAGGUAUUCCUGCCAACACCACCAACCUCACCCUCACCAUUAACCACAUCCCAGAAAUCUCUCCAGUCUCCUUUCAACAGCUAGACAAUCUGAUAGAGAUUGAUUUCAGAUGCAACUGCGUACCUGCUCGACUGGGGCCGAAAGAUCAAAUUUGCCUGAGAAGGCUGCAGAUUAAACCUGGAAGCUUUAGUGGGCUCACUCAUUUAAAGGCCCUUUACCUGGAUGGAAAUCAGCUUCUAGAAAUACCUCAGGAUAUUCCUUCCAGCCUACAGCUUCUGAGCCUUGAAGCCAACAACAUCUAUAUGAUUGCGAAAGAGAAUCUAACAGAACUGGCCAACAUAGAAAGACUCUACCUGGGCCAAAACUGUUAUUAUCGCAAUCCUUGUAACGUUUCAUAUAACAUUGAAAAAGAUGCUUUCCUAGGUAUGAAGCAUUUGAAAUUGCUUUCCUUAAAAGAUAAUAACAUCACAGCUGUCCCUACUGCUUUGCCAUCUACUUUAACAGAACUUUAUCUUUACAACAACAUGAUUGCAAAAAUCCAUGAAGACGAUUUUAAAAACAUUUCUCAACUGCAGAUUCUUGACCUAAGUGGAAAUUGUCCUCGCUGUUAUAAUGCUCCAUAUCCCUGUACACCCUGUGAGAAUAAUUCUCCCCUAAAGAUUCACAAAAAUGCUUUCGAUGCAUUGACAGAGCUACGAGUCUUACGGCUACAUAGUAAUUCUCUUCAGUAUGUUCCUCAGAGAUGGUUUAAGAAGCUGGGGAAACUUAGGGAACUAGAUCUUUCCCAAAACUUCUUGGCCAAAGAAAUUGGGGAUGCCAAAUUUUUGUACUUACUUCACAACCUCGUCCAAUUGGAUUUGUCUUUCAAUUUUGAAUUGCAGAUCUACCAUGCCUUUAUAAAUCUUUCAGAAGCCUUUUCUUCAUUAAAAAACCUGAGGGUUCUGCGGAUCAAAGGUUACAUCUUUAAGGAGCUAAGCAGUCAGAACCUUGCACCCUUACGGGAUCUUUCCAAUCUCGAAGUUCUUGACCUUGGCACUAACUUCAUAAAAAUUGCUGACUUAAGCGUACUUAAACAAUUUAAAACAUUGAAAGUCAUAGAUCUUUCCAUGAAUAAAAUAUCACCUUCUGGAGAUUCAAGUGAACUCAGCUCCUGCUCUAAUACAAGAACUUCUAUAGUGGGCCAUGGGGCCCAGUCCCUUGAAACAAUGCAUUACUUCAGAUAUGAUGAGUAUGCAAGGAGUUGCAGAUUCAAAUCCAAAGAGACUCCUUUUUCUUUUGAUGAAGACUGUUACCAGUACGGUCAAACCUUAGACUUAAGUAGAAAUAAUUUGUUUUUUAUUAAGUCCUCUGAUUUUAAGCAACUUUCUUUCCUCAAGUGUCUAAACUUGUCAGGAAAUAGCAUCGGUCAAGCUCUUAAUGGCACUGAAUUUCAGCACUUAUCAGAGUUGAAAUACUUGGAUUUUUCUAACAACCGACUUGAUUUACUCAGUUCAAGAGCAUUUGAAGAGUUACAGAAGCUGGAAGUUCUAGAUAUAAGUAGCAACAGCCAUUAUUUUCUAUCAGAAGGAAUUACUCAUAUGCUUAACUUUACCAAGAACUUGAAACAUCUGAAGAAGUUGAUGAUGAAUAACAAUGGCAUCUCUACCUCCACGAGCACGACCAUGGAGAGUGAAUCUCUUAAGACACUGGAAUUCAGAGGAAAUAAUCUGAAUGUUUUCUGGAAAGAUGGCGAUACCAGAUACUUCAAAUUAUUCAAGAAUUUGAUAAAGUUGGAGGUAUUAGAUAUCUCUGAGAAUUCCUUGAGCUUCCUGCCUUCUGGAGUUUUUUAUGGUUUGCCUCCAAACCUAAAGACUCUCUCCCUGGCCAAAAAUAGAUUCAAAUCUUUCAAAUGGGAAAAUCUCCAGUAUCUGAAGAAUCUAGAAACUUUGGACCUCAGCUACAACCAGGUGAGGAAUCUCCCUGAGAGAUUAUCCAACUGUUCCAGCAUCCUUAAAAAACUAAUUCUUAAGAAUAAUCAAAUCAGGUAUCUGACAAAGUAUUUUCUACAAGAUGCUUUCCAGUUGCGAUAUCUAGACCUAAGUUCAAAUAAAAUUCAGAUUAUCCAGAAGACAAGCUUUCCAGAAAAUAUCCUCAACAAGCUGGAUAUAUUGUUUCUGCAUCACAAUCGGUUUUUGUGCACCUGUGAUGCUGUGUGGUUUGUCUGGUGGAUUAACCAUACAGAAGUAACUAUUCCUUACUUGGCUACAGACGUGACUUGUUCAGGGCCCGGAGCACACAAAGGCCAAAGUGUGGUCUCUCUGAAUCUGUAUACUUGUGAGUUAGAUCUGACUAACUUGAUUCUGUUUUCAUUUUCCAUAUUGACGGUUACCUCUCUGAUGAUAGUUAUGACAGCCAGCCACCUCUAUUUCUGGGACGUGUGGUAUAGUUACCAUUUCUUGAAGGCCAAAAUAAAAGGCUAUCAGCGCCUACCAUCACUGAAUUCUUGCUAUGAUGCUUUUAUCGUGUAUGACACUAAAGACCCAGCUGUGACAGAAUGGGUUUUAGAUGAGCUGGUGGCUAAGCUGGAAGAUCCAAGAGAGAAACAUUUUAAUUUAUGUCUUGAGGAAAGGGACUGGUUACCAGGGCAGCCUGUUCUGGAAAACCUUUCCCACAGCAUCCAGCUUAGCAAAAAGACUGUGUUUGUGCUGACAGACAAAUAUGCAAAGACUGAGAAUUUCAAGAUAGCAUUUUACUUGUCCCAUCAGAGGCUGAUGGAUGAAAAAGUGGAUGUCAUUAUCUUAAUAUUCCUUGAGAAGCCUCUUCAGAAGUCCAAGUUCUUUCAGCUCCGAAAGAGGCUCUGUGGGAGCUCUGUCCUGGAGUGGCCAACAAACCCACAGGCUUACCCCUACUUCUGGCAGUGUCUGAAAAAUGCCCUGGCCACAGACAAUCAUGUGACCUACAGUCGGGUGUUCAAAGAGACGGUCUAGGUCUCCUUUGCAAAAUGUGACGAACUCCCUAAGUUAGCAAGGAGAAGCUUGACUGACUUGAUCUUCUCAUAUCUGUCCCUUCAAA
This is a messenger RNA of Sorex fumeus (smoky shrew), 3220 nucleotides long. RefSeq names its product toll like receptor 7 (gene TLR7). Gene Ontology annotation, cellular component: plasma membrane. NCBI's taxonomy places the organism in Eukaryota, Metazoa, Chordata, Mammalia, Eulipotyphla, Soricidae. Gene Ontology annotation, molecular function: protein binding; pattern recognition receptor activity. The record is from RefSeq and is a predicted model, not a curated record. The coding region runs from base 1 to 3135 and encodes 1044 amino acids. The transcript has a single exon. Gene Ontology annotation, biological process: defense response to virus; positive regulation of interleukin-6 production; canonical NF-kappaB signal transduction.